AUGAUGGACGGCCGCCUCCUGGAGCACCCGCAUGCCCAGUUCGGGGGCUCGCUGGGCGGCGUGGUGGGCUUCCCCUACCCGCUGGGCCACCACCACGUGUACGAGCUGGCCGGUCACCAGCUGCAGUCCGCCGCCGCCGCCGCCGCCGCCGCCGCCUCGGUCCCCUUCUCCAUCGACGGCCUGCUCAGCGGCUCGUGCGCCGCGGCCGCCGCCUCGGUGGUCAACCCCACGCCGCUGCUGCCCGCCGCCUGCGGGGUGGCCGGCGACAGCCAGCCCUUCAAGCUCUCAGACUCGGGGGACCCAGAUAAGGAGAGUCCGGGCUGUAAGCGACGGCGCACCCGAACCAACUUCACCGGCUGGCAGUUGGAGGAGCUGGAGAAGGCGUUCAACGAGAGCCACUACCCCGAUGUGUUCAUGCGCGAGGCGCUGGCGCUGCGCCUGGACCUGGUGGAGUCCCGAGUCCAGGUCUGGUUCCAAAACCGCCGGGCCAAGUGGAGGAAGAAGGAGAACACCAAGAAGGGCCCAGGGCGGCCGGCGCACAAUUCGCAUCCGACCACGUGCAGCGGGGAGCCUAUGGACCCCGAGGAGAUCGCGCGCAAGGAACUGGAGAAGAUGGAGAAAAAGAAACGCAAGCACGAGAAGAAGCUGCUCAAGAGCCAGAGCCGUCACCUGCACUCUCCCGGCGGCCUGUCCCUGCACAGCGCACCCAGCUCCGACAGCGACAGCGGCGGCGGCGGCCUAUCCCCAGAGCCGCCCGAGCCGCCGCCGCCGCCCGCCGCCGCCGCGGCCAAGGGCCCCGGUGCGCACGCCUCCGGCGCGCCGGGCUCCGCGCCCGCCCCUCCCGGCGAGCCACCUGCGCCCGGCACCUGCGAUCCCGCCUUCUACCAGAGCCAAAGAAGCGGCACCGGGCCGCAGCCGCGGCUAGGCCGCCCUGCGGACAAGGACGCGGCCCCGUGCGGCCCCGGGGCGGCGGCGACUGCGGAGCGGGGUGCGGCGGGCCUGCCCAAGGCCAGCCCGUUCAGCGUGGAGAGCUUGCUGUCCGACUCGCCGCCGCGCCGGAAAGCCGCCCCGGCCAACGCCACCGCGGCAGCCGCAGGGCUGGACUUCGCGCCGGGGCUGCCCUGCGCGCCGCGGACCCUCAUCGGCAAGGGCCACUUCUUGCUGUACCCCAUCACGCAGCCGCUCGGCUUCCUGGUGCCGCAGGCCGCGCUCAAAGGGGGCGCGGGCGCCGAGUUGGCGCCCAAAGACGCGCCGCCCGCACCCGCGGCGCCGCCCGCGCCCCCGGCCCAGGCCAGCUUCGGGGCCUUCUCCGGGCCCGGCAACGCUCCGGACUCGGCUUUUGCCCGCCGCAGCCCCGCCGAGGCCGUCGCCUCCCCGGGGACUCCGGGGACCCCGGUGCCCGCGCCUUUCCGCGAUCUCGCCUCGGUGGCGGCGAACGACGGCGGGGCCGGGGACUGUGGGGACGCGGGGAGCGCCUGCCCUGCGGCCCCGCCGCCCCCGUCGUCCCCGCCGUCCCCAGGGCCCGGACCCAGGGCUCCCAGCCCCGCAGGGGAACCGGUCACCGGCGGCGUGGCCGAGCCCGGCGCCUCUGUCGGCCCCGGCUCGGGGGAUGGCGAGGAGGUGGACAUGGACUGAAGGCGGCGGCGGCCGGGACCGGCGCCGCGCCAGCUGCGCCCGCUCGCUCAGGCUCCGUCUCCGUAACAAAUCAGGUGAUCGGCUCUAGAUCCACUGCUUUUCCCUCCUUCUUUUGUUUUCUUCCUUUUUAUUAUUAUUAUUAUUAUUAUUAUUUCUCAAGGCAACCAAGAACAACAAAACAAACGCUGUUAUCGAUUCGGACCUAGGCAGCAACCGCAGGUCUUGGGGUGAGACUCCCCCCUCCCCACGUCCUCCCGAGGGACAGAAAAAGAACCCACGGGCCCCCGCCCCACCCGUGCAAACCCACAACAAGAAUCCUCAACCUUGUAAAAUGCAAAAAUGUCUAAGAAUAUUUAUAUAUGUACCAUUU
Messenger RNA from Dipodomys spectabilis (banner-tailed kangaroo rat), 2005 nucleotides. It is a transcript of the gene Uncx, whose product is annotated as UNC homeobox. Gene Ontology annotation, biological process: regulation of DNA-templated transcription. Lineage: Eukaryota; Metazoa; Chordata; Mammalia; Rodentia; Heteromyidae. The record is from RefSeq and is a predicted model, not a curated record. The transcript is spliced from 3 exons. Bases 1 to 1635 code for a protein of 544 amino acids. Gene Ontology annotation, molecular function: sequence-specific double-stranded DNA binding; DNA-binding transcription factor activity, RNA polymerase II-specific.